This is a messenger RNA of Vombatus ursinus (common wombat), 797 nucleotides long. Its product is annotated as zinc transporter 5-like. The annotation marks the transcript as partial. Gene Ontology annotation, molecular function: zinc ion transmembrane transporter activity. The record is from RefSeq and is a predicted model, not a curated record. Gene Ontology annotation, biological process: zinc ion transport; intracellular zinc ion homeostasis; transmembrane transport. The transcript has 4 exons. Gene Ontology annotation, cellular component: Golgi apparatus; membrane. NCBI's taxonomy places the organism in Eukaryota, Metazoa, Chordata, Mammalia, Diprotodontia, Vombatidae.
UCCUUUCCUUUUUUAAAAAAAAUGCACUAUUCUCUUUCAGGUAUGGCAGAAUAGAAAUUCUCUCUGGUUUUAUUAAUGGACUUUUUCUGAUGGUAAUAGCUUUCUUUUUGUUUGUGGAAUCAGUGGCUAGAUUGAUAGAUCCUCCAGAAUUAGAUACAUACAUGUUAGCGCCUGUCUCAGUUGGAGGGCUGAUAGUAAACCUUAUUGGUGUCUGUGCCUUUAGCCAUGCUCAUGGCCAUGUCCAUGGAGCUUCUCAAGGAGGCUGUCACUCACACGAUCACAGCCAUUCACACCAUGGACACAGUCAUGGACACAAUCAUUCUCACAGUGAUCAUGGGCACAGUCACAGCCACGGACACUCCCAUGGAUCUUCAGGAGGAGGCAUGAAUGCUAACAUGAGAGGUGUGUUUUUACACAUUUUGGCAGACACACUUGGCAGUAUUGGUGUAAUUGUAUCCACAAUUCUUAUAGAACAAUUUGGAUGGUUCUUUGCUGAUCCUCUCUGCUCUCUUUUUAUUGCUGUAUUAAUUUUUCUCAGUGUUAUUCCACUGAUUAAAGAUGCCUGCCAAGUGCUACUUCUAAGGCUGCCACCAGAGAAUGAAAAAGAAAUAAACGUUGCAUUAGAAAAGAUUCAGAAAAUUGAAGGUUUAAUAUCCUACAGAGACCCUCAUUUUUGGCGUCAUUCUGCCAGUGUUGUUGCUGGUACGAUUCACAUACAGGUGAUGUCAGAUGUACUAGAACAGCGGAUUGUACAACAGGUAAAACAUUUUAAGAACUUGUAACCCUAUUCAAAAAUA